AGGUGCAGAAGCCUCUCUCAGCAAACCAACUGUUUUCACUGCAGAAGUCUUUCUCAGCAAACCAACUACUUUCACUGCAAAAUUAAAAAGUGCUAGCUGUUUUAGUAUCAUUCCACCUUCCCUACCUUCUUCUCUUCAUUGCCUCUUAUAUUACAAGGUAGGCAUCAUUUCAUUUGGGAUAAAAUCUAUUGCAUUUUCUGCCUUCUCAGAGUUAGAAGCACAAGUUUCAGGCCAGCAGUGACUCAGCUAUCUAUGGAUUGGGUAUGGCCAAGCAUCGAAAUUGUUAAGCUUGUUGGUGGUCGAUUUGUGAGAUAUCUGAAAUCCCAGAUAAAAUAUAAUGAUCUUUUGCAAAAGUUCGAGCAAAGCAAACAACGCUUGCGCAGUCGAAAACAUGAAAUCGAAUCAAAGCGGGAGGCUCAGCUUGAAUCUGCACCUUACCAUGUUGCAACGGCGGGAGUGGAAGAUUGGCUUAAAGCAGUAGAAGAAUUUAUUGGAAGACCGGAUGUUGUCGAUGAAGUGAACAGUUGGGGGUAUCUCUCUUGCUGUUGCCGAGCAGUGAUUCUAGAGGAAAGAAUACAGGAAUUGAAGGAAAUAUAUGAUAGAGGGGAUAACUAUACUAGGGAUUGUUUGGUCAUUGAAGAUCACCCCAAAAAACUCAAUUAUUAUGUGCAGAAUUUUAAUGAAUUGAAAGAGAAGCUGCAGUGCAAACAUGUAGACAUUGGUUCAAAACUGAAUUUACAACUUGUCUUUGGGAAAAUUGAAAUGGAGCAAGUCAAACGUUGGCGGGGAAAAGUGGAAGAGAUGUUGAAGGGAGUCAAAGAUAUUGAAGAUAAAUUGGAGGGAGUCCCUCAGAUUCUUCUAAUUUUCUAUCAAUUACCGGACUGUUUGGUCAUUGAUGAUCCCUCAGCUUCAGCAGUUGAACUGCCAGUAUCAAAAUUACAAGGCAAUGAGGCUGUUAAAGCAAAAAUUUUGGCAUACUUGAAAGGAGAAGAGGUGGCAAAGCUUGGAGUUUGGGGAAUGGGAGGAAUCGGAAAAACAACAAUCAUGAAGCACAUGCACAAUGAAUUGCAGAAACAACCCAAACCCAAAUUCAAGAAAAUAAUUUGGGUAACUGUGUCACAAAACUUUCAGAUCUAUGAUCUGCAAGAACAAAUUGCAAGCAGCUUGAAGGAGUGGCUUUCAAAGGAUCAAAAAAUAGCCGUGCGAGCUGGACAGUUAUUCCAAAUGCUAAAGGAAGACAAACACAAGCCUUUCUUGCUGAUUUUGGAUGAUUUGUGGGAGAGUUUUGACCUUAAUGAAGUUAGAAUUCCUGAGCCAGAUGUAACUAAUGGCUGCAAGUUAGUAUUGACUACACGGUUACUAGAGGUUGCUCGUUCAAUGGAUUGCGAGGGAAUCAGAGUGAACACUCUUCCACAAGAUGAAGCUUUAAAAUUGUUUUUAAAUAAAGUUGGAGAUACUGUUUUAUCAGAUCAUGGAGAAGGCAUUAAAAAUGAUUUAGUUACAACUUUGAAAAGGAUUGUAGAUGAAUGUGAUGGUCUUCCAUUAGCACUUAUUACAGUCGCUGGUAGCUUAAAAGGAACAUCUGAGUCACGGUUGUGGAGUGUUGCAUUGAAUCAAUUGAGAGAUUACAAAAGAAUUGUAGCAGGUACAGAUGAUGAUGCAUUUAAGAUAUUAAAGUUCAGUUACCAUCAUUUGAAAAACCAACAGAUGCGAUAUUGUUUCUUAUACUGUGCACUGUAUCCUGGGGAUUACAAGAUUCUAAAGGAGAAAAUAAUUGAAAACUGGAUUGACGAGGGGUUUAUAGAUGAAAUGGAAUCUCGACAAUCAAUGAAGGAUGAAGGUUAUGGUAUUUUGAGGAAGCUUGAAGACAAUAGCUUGUUGGAAUUGAUUGAAGAUGAAGCUAGCAGACAUUAUGUGAGGAUGCAUGAUGUUAUCAGGGACAUGGCCUUAGACAUUACAAGAAUGAAUCCUCGAUUCUUGGUAGAAGCUGGCAAGGCAUUGAAAGAGCUACCAGAGAGGGUAAAUUGUGCAGAAGGUGUUGAAAAGGUUUCAUUAAUGCAUAAUUAUAUUGAAGAAAUUCCAUCGAGCUUGGCAUUUUCAACAUGCAUAAGGCUCACAACCUUACUGCUAGCCUAUAACAACUUGUCAACAAUUUCAGAAUCUGUCUUUGAGCACAUACCAGAGCUAAGAAUUCUUGAUCUGUCCUUCAAUCAGCGGUUAAGUAGCUUGCCAAAUUCUGUCUCUAAAUUGGUGAAGCUUACUACAUUAUUGUUAGAAUCAACAUCCAUAGAAAAGGUACCAUCUUUAUCUGGCCUUGGAUCCUUGAAAAAGUUAAACCUUAGGGGGGCAAAAAUCAAAGAAGUCCCUGAAGGCAUGGGAAUGUUGAAGAAUUUGAAAUGUCUUUUUCUUUGUGGAUCAGGAGGUUACAACCAUCUUGAAAUAGAUGAAAUAGCAGAUGGAGUAUUAUCAAAUCUCUCCAAACUUCAGGAGUUAAUUGUAAAUAGGAGCAGAAUAAAAUUGAAGGGGGACGUGGUUGGGAGAUUGAUGAAGUUGGAAGUUUUUCAUGGCUGGUUCCCCACUGCGAAUGAAAUGAGAAUCUUUCUCAAAUGUCAGGCUAAUAGGCCGAGUGACUAUUUUAUUAAUGUUGGAAGCAAGUUGUUUCUGACUCAUUAUAUUGAAGAAAUUCUGCUGCCAAGAUUUAAGAAAAUAAUGGUGUUCACGAAGACUAGUAUUGUUGGAGGGAAUAUGUUAUUUCCCUCCAUACAAAUAUUAGGUAUUGAAGCUUGCCAUGACAUAAGAAGCUUAAAUGAUUUUUCUACAAUCAAUGAUGCAACAGAUUUGAGGACAUGUUGGAUUUGGAAUUGUAAUGGCAUGGAGUGCAUUUUUCCCUCGUGGAUAAACAACCUAGUCAUCCAAACCGUUGAGUAUCUGAAUCUUCAGAUUUUGCACAAAUUAGAUGGGCUAUUUGAAGCAAACAUCAUUGCAAAGUCAUCACCUCCACCUGGGACUUUUUCAUCUCUUAAAGGAGUUUGGAUUGGGGAAUGCAAAAAAUUAAAGAAGUUGUUUCCAUCUUGGAAGAUGGUGGAAUAUCUCCAAAGUCUUGAAGGUAUCUCUGUCUACGACUGUGAAGAAAUGCAAGAAAUAAUAGCAUCAAAUCCAGAAGAAGAAGGAGAAGAAGGAGAAGAAGGAGGGGACAUCAUCAAGAAGCUCAUUCUUCCAAAAUUAAAAGGUCUGGAAUUGCGCAAAUUGCCGGCAUUGAAGAGCAUCUGUAGCAGGAGGGCAGUAAUGGUAUGUGAUUCUCUUGAAGAGAUUAUAAUUAGUGGUUGCAAGGGCCUAAGGAGGAUCCCUCUUUCUCUUCCCCUAGUUGAUAACGCCCAAGUAUCUCCUCCUCCUUCCCUCAAAAAAAUCGAACUAGAUCGAGGACGGGAAUCGUUGUCUCAACAAGAACCGGAAUGGUGGAAAUCGUUAGAGUGAGACCAUCCCAAUGCAAAGUAUUGAAAAUCCUGCAUGUGGGCUCAACACAAGGCUUGCAUCCAACCUAAAACCAAUUGGCAAUAGGUGGAGUAGCCCUCCUUAUAUUUAACCCACAAGCUUCUUAUUUUUAUACUCGAUGUGAGAUUUUCCCACUUAACACGCCCCCUCACGUGCAAGCCCGCUAUGAAUGUCGGGUCUUGUCACGUGGGUUAACACGCCCCCUUAAAUGCAGGCCCGGUAUCAACUUCGGGUCCUGUCAGGUGGGCUAACAACGAGCUUCCCAUGUUAAAACCUGGGCUCUGAUACCAUAUUGAAAAUCCUGUAUGUGGGCUCAACACAAGGCUUGCAUCCAACCUAAAACCAAUUGGCAAUAAGUGGAGUAGCCCUCCUUAUAUUUAACCCACAAGCUUCUUAUUUUUAUACUCGAUGUGGGAUUUUCCCACUUAACACAAAGGAUGUCCUUCGACCCAUGGUUCAAUUUGUUCUUCAUGGAUACGGGAUUCCAUAAUUGGAGUCGGAACAGUCGAAAUCGGUGGAUUAUCCACAAGAUUGAAAGGAAGUUGGUUCAUUCAGCCAGUCUGUUGCUUUAAGUUCCAGGCUUCAAAGGAUGUCCCUUCUACUACCCUUGUCUGGAUUGUUUUAGUGUGAUUCUUGUGUUUUUGUACUCUCUCUGUAAAUUAAUUGUGUUGAAAACUGAUUUAGAACACCAUAUUUAUUCUUAUGUAUUUUGCUCCAUUGUUAUAUAUCUUGGUUGUACCAUGUACAAACAUAAGUAUGUGUUUUCAAUCUAAUCUUUGAUGAAUUAGCUGGAAAGAAAGCAGGAAUUCCAUC
Messenger RNA from Rubroshorea leprosula, 4305 nucleotides. NCBI's taxonomy places the organism in Eukaryota, Viridiplantae, Streptophyta, Magnoliopsida, Malvales, Dipterocarpaceae. The record is from the annotation of a GenBank genome assembly.